GAUAUUCUUCUCAUACAUCUCCCCCCACGCCGAUGGCUAAAGUUCCAAGAAAUUUUCGCCUCCUUGAAGAACUUGAGAAAGGCGAGAAAGGCAUCGGCGAUGGGUCAUGCUCAUACGGUCUUGAGGAUGGCGACGAUAUCAUGAUGAGCAACUGGAACGGGACUAUCAUUGGCCCUGGACAUACCGUACACGAGAACCGCAUCUACAACCUCAAGAUUACCUGCGGAAACUCUUAUCCCGAUGUGCAUCCCGACGUGCAAUUUCUGUCUCGGGUCAAUCUUCCUUUCGUAAAUCAGGUCAACGGCAAAGUCGACCCGUCUAAAUUGCCUGUGCUGUUGAACUGGAACCGUAACCUGAGCAUUGAAAACGUCCUUGUAGAGAUUCGGAAGGAAAUGGCUUCGUUCAACAACAGAAAGCUUCCGCAGCCACCCGAAGGCUCGACUUUCUAAAUCAGAAUCAUUGCCGGAGACCCAUUGUAUCUCUGUGAUAAGCGAUCCCGUAUAGGAAUAUCGAAACUCUAACGUCGACACUGUUUUUUAUAGUAAUUGCAAUAACACUUGUACCCUCGCCUACAAAUAAACAACCUUUGGAAUACAUGACAAUGAGCAGCAGAGAAAAAAGAUUCUUUCGCAAGUCUGCCGUACAUGUUUUCUGAAAUCAUGAACCUACAACCAGUCUAUGCCUUUUCCUCCGUCUUCACGCGACCGACCACGACGGCCGGAACAUCCUUGUGGGUGUACACUCGCAGCCCGAUGUACACCGUAUUCUCAUCCGCUUGUGGAACAGUGAACUUGGGUUUUUCAGGUGUCUCAGUUGUUGUUGACGCUGCAGAACUAUCCGCUUCAUCUGCAUCUGCAUCUGCAUCUUCAUCUGCAGUUGCAGUUGCCA
Molecule: messenger RNA, 888 nt
Organism: Laccaria bicolor S238N-H82
Lineage: Eukaryota; Fungi; Basidiomycota; Agaricomycetes; Agaricales; Hydnangiaceae
Exons: 4
Coding region: 33-449 (138 amino acids)
Biological process (GO): DNA damage tolerance; protein K63-linked ubiquitination
Cellular component (GO): nucleus
Source: RefSeq, a predicted model, not a curated record